UGAUAGAUAAGCAUUGAUUUAUUUAUUAAUUUGAUUUUUGUGUGUUUGGAAAACAGUUUGUUAAUCAAUAAAAAUAUCAGCCAACCGUGUGUCAAGUGUAAAACUGAAAAUACGUGUUUUUGUGUAUCUGACUUAAAUUGAUUGUUAACCAGUUUCGUGCUAAAUUCUAAUGGUAUUAAAUUCGCAAUGUUAUUUGGGCAGCUGAAAUAUUGCAACUACAAAUUAAAAGAGGAAAGCAAAAGACUGAAUUUCCAAUUUCCGCAAACAGCAAAUAAUGAGCAAUAUAGAAAAUUUGCAACGGCAAAAAGAUUUGGUGCGUGCAAUCGCGAUGCGCGCGCUCAUGCAUGCCGGCGGGGAAAAGUAGAUGUUUUUGUCCUGUAAAGAAACCCACCAAAUUUAUCGUUACACUCAAGCCGGUCGUUAAAAUGCCCAACGCCGAUCCAUAUCUCAGUUUAAAAGUAAAAUCUAGCGCUUGUACAUGUAAUACGAAAAGUGCACAUAAGCCACCGACACCAGCACAAUUAAAGGUGCGCCAAAAUAAUGAAGCUUUGAAGGGCAAAACGCUUCUGAGUGAGUUAAGCUUUCAUGCGAUUAUUGUAAUAUCUUUAAUAUUUCAAAUUUUUUAAUAUAAUAUGACAUACAAAUUAAU
Molecule: messenger RNA, 649 nt
Organism: Ceratitis capitata (Mediterranean fruit fly)
Lineage: Eukaryota; Metazoa; Arthropoda; Insecta; Diptera; Tephritidae
Exons: 2
Coding region: 345-626 (93 amino acids)
Source: RefSeq, a predicted model, not a curated record